Punctularia strigosozonata HHB-11173 SS5 is the source of this 1903-nucleotide messenger RNA. RefSeq lists its product as uncharacterized. The coding region runs from base 47 to 1726 and encodes 559 amino acids. The transcript is spliced from 10 exons. Lineage: Eukaryota; Fungi; Basidiomycota; Agaricomycetes; Corticiales; Punctulariaceae. The record is from RefSeq and is a predicted model, not a curated record.
CUCGAGCCUAUCCAGCCUUCUCUUCGACUCUCACCAAGCGCACAUCAUGGGCUCAGUAUACGACGACGUUACCGUAGUGGGUGGCCCGUCGCGCAAUGUCGAGGAUCACGGUUUGAAGUCCAUCCCCGACAAGGACUCGACCGGCCCCAGCAAGGGCUCGUCCGGAUCCAAGCCCGCAGCAGGGUUCGUGGAUGUCGUCGACUAUAUGCAGCAAACCAGGCCGUUCGUCGUACCCAUCGGCAAGGAUGGUGUGAUCGCCGCUCUUAGCAGGCUGGAUCAGCAGCUACGAGAGUCCGGGCGGACCAAGAUACUCUCGAAGAAAUCUCCGACCGACUGGAUUGGGCAGGAGAUCACGCCAGGUCGUUUGGGCCUCAUCAACCACGGUGGUUUACCGAAAGUUGUGACCAAGCCUGGGCGGUACCCAUGGUUCCCUUUCAGAAACUGGUGGGCUCGUGAAUGGUGCGGGACUAAAGGAUGCUCCGACACCGUUAUCGAGUUCCAAGGUCUCACCAUAGUGCAAGUAUCACAGAAUCAAGCUGCAGUGAUAUCCGAUCCCCAGAAUCACAUCUUCGUUAUCAAGAACAGCGGGUUCGCAGCGCUCGCCAUAGAAGGUACCUACGAUGUUCUGGCAAUCGUGGACCAGACACAUCUGCCCCACGUCGUCAAGGACAAGGUUACGGGUGUUAUCCUCGGCUCGACAUACGAAGUGAGGAUGAAGAGCAAGACUCGGGGCGGCACCGAUCAAGAAUACGUCGUCGCGCUGUUCCUCAAUAUCCCCGCCGCGAACUGUGCUAUCUUGCAACGCGGCGACGACCUCGAGUUGCUCUCCGCUGGCCAGCAUUAUAUCACUAGCCCGAACGUCACUCUCCGCGGGCUAUACACCCUUGGCGAGAACCAGCUUGAGAUGCCGACGAAGGACAUAUUCACCCGUGACCAGGUUCCUGUCAGCCUGACGAUCUACCUCAAGUGGCAGCUCAUGGAGCCGUUGAAGCUCACCACGCACGGUUACGAUACGCCAUACGACGCGCUGCGUGACAAGACGCAGUCUAUCCUGACGCAGAUCGUCUCCCACCUGGACUACAGCGCCAUGAUCAAGCAACGGACUCUUGGCCCUGAUAACCUGGAAGAUGGCUCCGACCCAAACUCCGCCUUCCUCGACGCUCUCAGGACCAGGGCCAUGGACGAGAUGCACGAGGCUGCGCUCGAGUACGGUAUCGUGCUCAAGGACCUUGCUGUCAUCGACCGGCAGUUCAAGGGAGAGAUCGCUGCGACCAUGGACAAGCUGACGACUCGCGCUCUGCAGGCGCAAGUGGAAGCUGCUAACGUGGAUAGGGAGAACAGCAACCGCAUCAAGCAGCAGGAAGGUCAAUUGGCAGUCGCACGGAUCCAAGCACAAGCCACCAAUACUCAAGCGGAUGCAGACGCAUACGGCAUCGUCGCGAAAGCCAAGGCCGCCGCCGAGCGGUUGCAGAUCGAGGCGGAAGCGCAGGCGAAGGCGACCGAGAUCGCGGCCAAGGCAGAGGCGGAAGCGAUCCGCAUCAAAGCCCAGGCGAACGGCGCGGUCUCGGACCAGUUCGCGCGCGAGAUCCGUCUGAGGGAGAUGGAGGUCAAGCGCAUCGGCGCGUACGGCAACAGGACGAUAUUCGUCCCCUCGGAGAUGGGGAGCGCCAUGGCCAGCUCGAUGGCCACCGGGAUGGCGGCCGGGAUGGGCAUCGACAGGAAGUGAAGCGCGGUUGGGCAUUCGUAGUAAUUUAUCAUUAUCCCCAUGAUGGACCUUCCCUUCGUUUCAGUAGUCAGUUUGUAUACCUCUGCCAUGCACUCCUUCUAUCCGAUCGAGACUAUACCAACACCUGAUCCAGAUGUAUCACCAUCCGUAGCAUUAAUCAAUCAGACUCGAUCUGAC